Ostrea edulis (European flat oyster) is the source of this 7575-nucleotide messenger RNA. RefSeq lists its product as uncharacterized. The transcript is spliced from 6 exons. The record is from RefSeq and is a predicted model, not a curated record. NCBI's taxonomy places the organism in Eukaryota, Metazoa, Mollusca, Bivalvia, Ostreida, Ostreidae. The coding region runs from base 1796 to 2620 and encodes 274 amino acids.
GACACCUAUUGGCAGAUAAUAUUGAUGCGGAUGCUGGAGACUGAAGAAAAAGAACGAGAGAAACUUUUCGUAUCCAUUUGUCUGUCACUGACACUAUCCUACAGGAGACACCCGUGUGUGAUGAGGCGAGUCCAUUGAUGAACCACUGAGGACGGGGAAUACCCAGGGAACAGGAUGGGACCCACCCCCACCUCGCUUCACCCUCUGAUUAUCCUGAUAACCACCAUCACAGCUGUAGACGGUGGAGCCAUGAACGACCAGAAAUGUAUUACAAAUUCACAAAAUGUCUCGUGUGAUGUUGUGCCGUGUUAGUUUGAGUAACGUUCGUAUUAGCCGAUUCAUGUUGGAUUUCAUUUGACAAAGUUUUGUAUUGAUUUGGGGAAACCUGCUAUUGACGAGGGUUUUAUAGAGUUUUAUAGUACGUGUAAUACAUCAUGUUGUGUGCGGGCCUGUUAACACUGUCAUUUCUUUGCUGCCAAGGUCUGUGUGAUGUGAAAAAUUCAUGAAUUGAGAAUUGAAAUCUACAAGUAAAGUGCUCAUCAGAGCUUGAUCAGCCUUUUCCAAUUCCAUGUGAUAAAUUAAAUGUACAUGGUUUCUGUGUAGCUGUCUAUGAAUCUGUCUGGACAUUUUCAAUGACUUCACCGGAAUUAUCAUAGCUAAAUUAUCAUGGGGGGGGGGAUUCAGUCAAACUUUUAGACCAUGCAUGUGAGGCCAAAAUAAUUAUUGUUGUGUUUCUAUCAUCAAAGACAAAGUCAGGGUAGGCUACUAAGAUAAAAAUAAACUAUAUUUUUUUCUAUAUUUUUCCCCUUGCAGGUAUAUCAAAAUAUUGAACAUGAGGAGCUCAUAUUCUUAGUUCCAUGAUAUCACUUAUUAAACAUGAAUAUAUUAUAUGCUUUAAUAUUAAAUACCUCAGAAGUAUAAAUACAAGUGUCAAUUCCAAAAUAAUGUUUAUUUAAUGAUCUCUUCUGCGACAUUCUGACAUUCUCUCUAGAAUAGUUUUUCCAUCUCCGCGAUAUGAAGAGCUUUUGUAUGAUAUCCAAAAUAGGUGGAAAAUUUAUAUAUAAUUGUAGUGUAAUAUUACCAUAUUUUAUAUAUCGGCCUGGGUAGCUCAGCUAGUGGUCGGGUUAUCUUAACUAGUAAUUGUUAGUGGAGCUCCGGGUUCAAUACCUGUCUGUUCAAUGAUUUUUCUCUCCUUUGCUACAGUAAUGUCCAUUUAUACAAUUAACUGUAAUACAUUGUACUUAAAAAAGCUGAAAUACGUAAGAGCUGACUUUAUUAUUUUUACUUGCAACAACCAAGAACAAUCCAAAUAUGCUAACUCUAAAACAGACAUGGCUAUAUACCACAAUUGAUUUGUACUGGAAAUUUCAUAAAAAAUUAUAUACGUCAUGUACAUCCUUAAACAAAUUGUUAAAAACAAUUGUAGGGUAGGGGUAUAAUUAAGAGGUCAGUCGGGUUACCAGAAACACAGAAACUUAUCUUUUAUGCCUAAUGUAUUGGUACUUUUGUAAACGAUGGUCCUAUCUCAAGGUUACAGCACCUCAGUACGUAAAAUGUAUCUUUGGUGUUUGAAAAAGAGUAGGCUCACUGGGGGCGUUGUAAAACCCCUACAAUCAACCAAUCGAAGAGAAGGUGGUAAAAACAAAUUAGAAAAAUUAGGGUGGGGCUGUUGGAGGUUUUUUCUGGAUCCACUGGACUAGGAACAACGAACGUUUCACAGUCUAUUAAGCUGCAUUAUGUUGUAAAGAUUUGGUGAAGAUGGGUGUCACUCGGUACUUAGAAAUAGUGUAAGAGUAUGCUCUGUUUUUAUUUUCUAUCCAGAAUGAGGAGUCUACAAGUAUUCUCAUGUAGUGUAGAUCCAAAUCGUGAUUCCCUAGAGCCAAGAUUGGCCUCAAUGAGAGUCAACGUAUACAAAUUGUACAUGGAUUCGUACGGAACCUGUCAGCAGUCUGCAUUCUUCGAGGUCCAAGACGAGGAGUAUGCAGUUUAUUCUAAAGGAAGUGGACAGGCCUACCAGAUAAUGAGGUGCUCCCUGCGAUUCAAGACUUACCCAGAUCAACAGCUGUGUGUGAAAUUUAACAGCUUCAAGAUUGAUGAUUGCAAUGUGUAUCUUAAAGUGUACCAGGAACAUGAACCUGUAGAUUUAGCCCGGCAGCCCAGCGACGACUGUUUGUAUAGGGAGUACAGCUGUGAAUCGUCCCCCCAGACUGUGUGUAGCACUGACCGUUACAUGACAGUGCAGCUGUACAAAGAGAGAAUUGGUGCUGAAAGAUACGACUUCUCUCUGCAAGUCGUGCCAAAAACAAUGCAAAAUGAGAUCAUCAUGUCUUUGGGAGUGAUGGUGGGAGUAAUUGUUGGAGUUGUGGUAGUCAUAGCGAUACUAGCCAUACUUCUUCUAUACUGCUGCUGCAAGAAACACAGGCAUCAUGGGAGGGUGUUCAGAAAGAAAAAGAGCAAGCCUCGAUCUGGUGCUCAGGGGAGAUUACUGGAGUCGGGACCAGAACCAUCAGCUCCACCAUUGGAUGCAGAAGUGGAAAUGCACCAACAUAUAGUGACAAACUUUGGACACUAUCUCAAUGAACCUCCUCCACCAUACGAACCCAAGCCAGAGCCAGUUUAGCAGUGGGCACGGUGUUCACUCUCCAGUUUAGCAGUGGGCAUGGUGUUCACUGUCCAGUUUAGCAGUGGGCACAGUGUUCACUGUCCAGUUUAGCAGUGGGCACAGUGUUCACUGUCCAGUUUAGCAGUGGGCAUGGUGUUCACUGUCCAGUUUAGCUGUGGGCAUGGUGUUCACUGUCCAGUUUAGCUGUGGGCAUGGUGUUCACUGUCCAGUUUAGCAAUGGGCAUGGUGUUCACUGUCCAGUUUAGCUGUGGGCAUGGUGUUCAUUGGACGGGAAAAAUUAAUUGUAAAUUCAUUUUAGCAAAUACAUGUCUUCAAGUUAAAUGACAAAGUAAGAAAUGAAACAGGUUUAUUUUUAUAUGACUAGAAAAUCAGAGAAAGGAAGAUUUUGUGCAGCAGAUUGACUUUUCAUAUUGAUAUUUCUUAGGAGCAAUAUAUUCAUUUUAUAAACUUUUCUAGUGAUACUGGAAUGAUUUAUGCCAGACAAAUUUUGUUGCAAAUUGUAAGUCUUUUCAUAUGUAUGUGAGUCAGAGUUACGCAUUAUAAAUGCAAGAAAUGUGAGGAGAUGAUUCGAUAGAUGAAAUAGCCAAACAGAUAAUCCAUCAGGUAUAUGGAGGAAAAUUAAAUAUUCUGGAUAUUUUGUAUGUGUGCCAUGAUGUUAAUAAUGUAAUGGAUAUUUAUUGUAAGUUAUUUUAUAUGAUUAUAUUUCUAAAAUCUUUAGAAGGGUCUGUAUCAAAAAAAGAUGUUGUUUUAUUAUCAUAAUGUUGUGAUCCAUAUCGAUUCUGAUGCUGUAUAUCAAACGAGAUUGCCAGGAGUUUGACAUGCAUGAUAGUGUUGGUGUAAUACAUUAUGUGAAUCUAUCAUGAAUCUAGAAAUUGCAACCUUAAUAUUUGAUGCCCUGUUUGUUUUAUAGUGUGCAUUUUAAUUGUGAGGGAUUUGUUUUAUACAAAAGCUUAAACAGAAUAAUUAGUUUCUGUACACAUUUGAACAGGUGCUUUGCAUUUAAGCAAAUUGAAAAUCCAGGCAAGGUACGUGUAUUGUGUAUAUGUGGGGUCACCCUAUGUUAUUACUCUCUGACAAUUCAUUGGUAGCCAUUUACAUGUUUCAAUCUCUUCAUUAUCGAUAUAUCACCUAAUUAUUGGCGUGAGGUGUUGGAUUUCUGUUUUGGUAAUGUGAUGCUGUAGGAUAUUUUGUACAGGAUAUAUCAUAGGCUCUCUGGACACCUGCAACAUCAAUAAUACCUCCAUACAUGUAUGUUAUGACCUACGAACUUUCCUUGGAUAACCCUGGUAUCCCCACAAAUACAGCACAAAUCCAAAUUAAUACAGCACAAAUCCAAAUUGAUACAGCACAAAUCCAAACAAAUAGGACUAAUCAAAACAAACACAGCACAAAUCCAAAUUUAUACAGCACAAAGCCAAACAAUUAGCACAAAUCUAAAUAAAAACAGCACAAAUCCAAUAAACAGCAUAUAUCAAUAUAGCUGCAGAACUGUAGCUCUCUGAAAAAAUAUUAUGACGGAAUAGAUUUCCGUCCCAGUAUUUUAUCAGAGAGCUACAGUUCUGCAGCUAACAUCAAUAGAAACAGCACAAAUCCAAAUAAAUAAACCACAAAUCCAAACAAAACAACACAAAUCCAAACAAACAGCAAAAAUCCAAACUAAACAAAUCCAAACAAACAGCAAAAAUCCAAACUAAACAACACAAAUCCAUGCUAACAGCACAAAUUUGAACAAGUACAGCACAAAUUUAAACACAGCACAAAUCCAAAUGAACACAGCACAAAUUUAGAGAACAAACAGUAGAAUUCCACACAAAUAGAGCAGAAAUAUAAACAUCCAACUUAAUUCACAAAUCCACACAACAAAUUCCACACAACAAACUCUGCACAAAUUCAUACACAAUCAGCACAAAUCCCACAACGAACUAUGCACAAAUUUCAGAUCACAGUUGGAAAAAAACAAUCUACUCAUAAUGUAAAAACCACUCCAAAGGUCAUCAAUGGAGGGACUACUUUGUGAAGCCUGUUUUAUUUUUUAAUGUACAGUGUAUUACACUCUUAAGAUCAUGUCACAGCUAUGUAUUUUUACUGUGGUCAUAGCAUCUAGCUGCCAUGUUUUCCACUGAGAGAGUCUGUAGAUGUACUAAAUGCAGGGUAUAGUUUAUUCUAGUCAUUGUAAAUCACUGUCAUGUACACAUUUGUUUUGAGAUCUAAGUUCGUAUUUGUUUCGAGAUUAUUGAUACUGCCAUGUUUAAUGUUAGCAUUAAUUGCGUUGUCUAUGACCAGUAAAUAAAUUUGUUGGUCGCUUAAGUCAUGCUCCUCAAACACUUGCCCAGUCGGACAAUUAGUUUAAUUGAUAUAAUUUUGUUUGCGUUUUGUCUUGUUAUUAUUCGUGUGAUACAGGGGAGUUUCUUUCUACAUCUUCAUGCUUUAUAGACUAAUUAUUGAAAACACAUAUUAGCUAGAUAGUGUAGAUACAGAAAACAGAUAUCAUUUAUGGAGUAUUGUUGUAUUUUCAUAGGUUUAAAAGCAUGCUGUUAGCAAAAAAUUGUUUAUUUUAUUUCUAUUAAAACAUAUAAUUUUUUCAAUGUCUGUGUAACAUAUGAAUGAGAAUAGUCAUAGGUUUAAAAGCAUGCUGUUAGCAAAAAAUUGCUUAUUUUCUUUCUAUUGAACAUAUAAUUUUUUCAAUGUCUGUGUGACAUAUGAAUGAGAACAGUCAUAGGUUUAAAAGCAUGCUGUUAGCAAAAAAUUGUUUAUUUUAUUUCUAUUAAAACAUAAUUUUUUCAAUGUCUGUGUAACAUAUGAAUGAGAAUAGUCAUAGGUUUAAAAGCAUGCUGUUAGCAAAAAAUUGUUUAUUUUAUUUCUAUUAAAACAUAAUUUUUUCAAUGUCUGUGUGACAUAUGAAUGAGAAUAGUCAUAGGUUUAAAAGCAUGCUGUUAGCAAAAAAUUGUUUAUUUUCUUUCUAUUGAACAUAUAAUUUUUUCAAUGUCUGUGUGACAUAUGAAUGAGAAUAGUCAUAGGUUUUGUUGAAAGGGAAGAAGAAAAGGUGAUGGAGGGUGUUAGAAAGAGAGAAAAGGGAGCUGGGUCCUGAUGCUUGAUGGACUUUCUGUUGUAAAUGCAAUGUUUCGAUCCAUUCUAUAGAUACAUUUACUUUUUUCUUAUCAGCACGUAUCACAGAUUAUAGAGAAUAUACGCAUGGGAAAGCACACCCACUCCAUCUCUUUCCUUCAGCCCUGCAGCGAAAUGUUACGGCCACUUUCUCAGUAUUUUUGCAUUUUCUGCUUUAUUUCUCUAAUAGCAUUCAAAACAACAUGUAUUGGCAUUAAAAACUAUGUAGUGUCAAAAUGCUUGUCUGACAAGAAUUAGUGAACUUUGUUAACCUUUUGUAGAUUUGUAAGGGAUUGAUCAGAACACUAACCUUCACUAUAUCGGUUCGGAAUAUUUCAGUUCAGAAAGAGGAGUAUGUAGACAGAUACAGGAGUAUUCAUGUGCUGCCUAUCACGAUAAUGAUGUGUAAUUGAAUAAUGGCUAGUGAAUAUUUUUAUCACGAUAAUGAUGUGUAAUUGAAUAAUGGCUAGUGAAUAUUUUUAUAUGUAACAAAUUUUUAUGAGUAACUAUUCUAUUCCAGUGUGAUUGUACGACAUAUUUAUAAAGUGGCUUACUGGCUUCCUGCACAGGAGUUCAAAGAUUCUAUGAUUGCUUCACUCUUAUAUAUAGCACCAAGUUUAAAUAUUGCAUCCCAUAAUGCAGUUGAAGCGACUAGGUUUGUUUCACAUAAGUUUAUUUCUGAAUAUAUUUAUAAUGUUUUCGCCUUUGAUAUCUUUACAAACUGUAACGAUAGCCAUUUUCUCAUGAAUGUACUGUAAACAAUGCGCGUAUGAAUCUUUGAUGAUAUAGUACGUCUAUUUUAACGGCUGGGAAUUCCGACAGAAAUGAAAAUAGAAUGUAAAUGUUAGAAAUGAAUUUCACUUUUGAAAAUGCAUGUGGGUAUAAACUGCGACGCUUCACGCCAGCGUACUUUAUGAAGUGUGUUGGCUAACAUGGUUCAUGAAGUGUGUUGGCUAACGUGGUUCAUGAAGUGUGUUGGCUAACGUGGUUCAUGUAGUGUAUUGGCUAACGUGGUUCAUGAAGUGUGUUGGCUAACGUAGUUCAUGAAGUGUGUUGGCUAACGUGGUUCAUGAAGUGUGUUGGCUAACGUGGUUCAUGUAGCAUGCUGGCAUGCAUCACAGUCCAUACAUCUAUGUAUCUUUAAAAAUAAAAUUUAUUUCUUUGAUAAACUUUUUCUCUGUGUGUGCAUUUCAUGGGUACUUGAGACUGGUGUUGCACCUUGUACUAAAAACAUAAUUAUUCACUUUUUAAAAAUAUUCUACGUCUGGAAUAGAUUUUUAUAUUAGAUACUGAGGAAUCGUCAUUAUUCAGGGGGGAUUGGAGUUUGUGGGUCACUCUUAUUCACGAAUUUGUGUCCACGACCAUUUUUAAAAUCAAAUUGAGUCAUCUCUCCCAGUGACAUUGUAUGACUUACCCACGAAAUUGCGUCCCCACGAACCAGCAAAAUUUUGCUUACCCACAAACAUUGCCCCUCCCCCCCCUCCACCCCCCCAAUGAAUUAGAAUGAUUCCACGGUACAUUUGCAUGUUCAUGUGUAACAAGGUUCACAAAUGUUCGCAUAUCAUUGCCUUCUGAACAGUUUCUUUAUAUUUCUUGUAUUUAUGGAAAUUGUUAGAAUUAAUUUAUUUAUGAAUGUGACAGAUACGUCAUUCAAGUUUAAGUUUGUAUUAGUUUUGCCAAAUUAGGUUGCUAUGGAAAUCAGUUACGUUUGUCAUAUUUAUUAGUUUAUUUAUAGUGUCAACUUACAAGACCUAAAUGUGAUGAUGUGUUUGUUAAUUGAUUUAGAUUUUAUAAUUAUAUGUGCUUGGAAGUGCUCUUAAUGUGGAUAUAAAACAAUGACCCAUGUU